Messenger RNA from Pelobates fuscus (common spadefoot toad), 1375 nucleotides. RefSeq lists its product as uncharacterized. The coding region runs from base 41 to 1027 and encodes 328 amino acids. NCBI's taxonomy places the organism in Eukaryota, Metazoa, Chordata, Amphibia, Anura, Pelobatidae. The transcript is spliced from 2 exons. The record is from RefSeq and is a predicted model, not a curated record.
AUGUAACAAGCCGGACGCAGAUCUGCUCCAAUACAGCAUUAUGGAUCAUCCUCUGGACCCACACAAAGACUCUGGCUUCCAGGAAGACAGAUGCGGCCUGACGUUGCCCAACGAUAAAACGCAAGGUCCUGCUUUCUUAGGGGCAUCAUGUCCGGUCUGUGUGGAUGAGCCUAUAGAUAAAGAGAGUGAUGACCUUUCACUUGCUGGUCAACUGACUUUUGAUCCUUUACGGGUUCCACUGGAGGAUGGCAAGAUACAACUUCCAAGUGGUCUAAUAACGGAACGGAACAAGGAUCCUUCAUAUGACCCAUAUGUCGUGGACAUAACUGGAGGAGGUGUCCACCCUGAUCUUUCCCUGUUGUCCAAGGCCACAGAUCAGAAAGGUGGGUCUUCACCGAUAUCUUCACCGAUAUCUUCACCGGAGCCACUGAAAGCUGUGUUAUUGGCCGGGAACGUUGGCAAUGCUGAGGAUGGCUCCUUGAUACCACUGCUGGCACGGAGUGAGUCAAGGCAGGAGUGCCCGAUCUGCACAGAGUUUUAUGACGCCCGUGAACACAAGCGAGCAGAGCUUCACUGCAACCAUUUCAUCUGUGACAGUUGCGUCUCCAGCAUAAUGACCCUGACUGGCCAUGGGAAUGUUGGACGGAUUUCGUGUCCCAUUUGCCGGCAGCAGACCCCAAUGCUGAAGUUUGAGGUUCGUAGGAUGCAGGAACAAAUGAUGGAAAAUAUUGCUCGAUGCAAUGAGCCCGUUCGUGUUGAACUCGAUGUACCGACUCGGACGCCCGGACUGUGCGGCGCUUUGGAAUAUCGAUUCCAGACUCGCUUCCGCAACAAUCCACGGUUUAUUUUCCCUCCCUGUUUUAGAUAUUCACGAGGAUUUAUCGCAUUUACAUUCAGAUUAAAACGACGCUCUUCAUGCGCAUACCGGACACUAUUGUUUGUGCUAUUAAUUGCAGAAUUUGCCAGUUUUUUUAUAAUCUUCCUACCUAUUAUAAUUUUAGCUUUAUUAAUUAUAUUUCUUAAGUAGAUAGGAAAGUAGAUUUUCUGAUUUAAUAUUGAUAAUAGUUACUCCCUUUUGGAAUUCCAAUAGAUAAUCACAUUCCAUAGAAACGCGGGGUACAGCCUCACCAGUGGCUUGAGGGUCAUUUUACUGAAAAACAUUUUAAGGGCUUUAUUUGCUAAACAGUGAGUUAAUGGCAGGUGCUGCUGGCAUAGAACUUUUAUUCAAAAUGUAUUUUACUAUAAAUUAAGUAAUGCUUGGUAAUUCGCGGUUUAGUGAAUCAACCCCUUACCAAUCUCCAUGACAGAAGAACCAUUAAAUCUCUUUCAUACCAAUAGACCAGUAGUCGAGUUUUAUUAAUAACCAGACAGAUCU